Molecule: messenger RNA, 528 nt
Organism: Lactuca saligna
Lineage: Eukaryota; Viridiplantae; Streptophyta; Magnoliopsida; Asterales; Asteraceae
Source: the annotation of a GenBank genome assembly
AUGAACCACCACCGGCGCACCACCUGUAUCUCUCCCAAAGGUUCCUUUAUCAAUAGGAAAGUCAUUAACUCUGGUGCCAGUGCUUCAAAUUACUUUAAGGUUUUGAACAAAUCAGUAAGAAGAACAUGGUCCCACCAACAUCAAUGGAAUGUUUUGCCUCCAAUAAACAAGCUAUUAGAAUGGGUCAAUUUCAAUAUAUUGACCAAUUUGGAGAAUCAUUUAUGCCCAGCUUUAUCAGAUGCUGGUCAAGUUAAUCCUACAGCUCUGGUCAAUUUGUGUCAAUUUGAUGACCACGUGUUUGCUUCACUGUUUUCUGGUCCAAUCAUAUUCAGAUUUGUGUACAUGGUCGCAGCCACCCGUAUACCACACACCCACCGCCUUCAUCUCUAUCUUUCAAGAAACACCUACUCCUCCACCUUGUCUCUUCUGUUUCUUCUCCACCCAUCACCGCUUCCUCCACCGAUCCUUUUCUUCCACUUUCGAUUGUAUUUUCAUUGUGUUCCACUUAUACCGCCAUCUUCCCUCUAA